Enterobius vermicularis (human pinworm) is the source of this 468-nucleotide messenger RNA. Lineage: Eukaryota; Metazoa; Nematoda; Chromadorea; Rhabditida; Oxyuridae. The record is from the annotation of a GenBank genome assembly.
AUGGAGAAGGAAUAUAUGCAGAAAGCUGUUGAGGAAGCUUGCGUUGCAGUUGCAUCUGGAGAUGGAGGGCCAUUUGGUGCAGUUAUUGUUAAAGAUGGCAAAAUUUUUGCAACUGGUCAUAAUAUGGUAUUGCGGACUAACGAUUGUACAGCUCAUGCAGAAAUAACGGCAAUUAGAAAUGCUUGUUCCAAAGCGAAAAAUUUUGACUUAAAGGGUUGUGUGUUGUAUACCUCAUGUUUUCCCUGUCCAAUGUGUUUGGGGGCUUGUUUAUGGUCUCGCCUCGAUAGCAUCUAUUACGGUGCCACAGCAGAUGAUGCCGCGAAGUACGGAUUUGAUGAUAGGAAUUUUCAUGAUUUUCUAAAGAAUCCAAAGAGUGAUGAACAUCGAAAACUGGAACCGUUCGGCGUAGAGGAAAUGCUGAAACCAUUUGAAGCCUGGAAAGUUAAAGUCGAUAAAACUCCGUACUAA